Molecule: messenger RNA, 1314 nt
Organism: Talaromyces proteolyticus
Lineage: Eukaryota; Fungi; Ascomycota; Eurotiomycetes; Eurotiales; Trichocomaceae
Product: aspartic peptidase domain-containing protein
Exons: 1
Coding region: 1-1314 (437 amino acids)
Biological process (GO): proteolysis
Cellular component (GO): fungal-type vacuole
Molecular function (GO): aspartic-type endopeptidase activity
Source: RefSeq, a predicted model, not a curated record
AUGCUUAUUUUCCAAUUUCUGGUCAACGUAGUCUACGUAUCAGUAGCAGCCACAACUUUACCUUUGAACCGUCGCAAUGCCCUGGUUCAAUCCUACAAAAACACAUCAUCUUCCCUUAUCGCUACUGAAUUCGGCAGUGUCUUCGAUGUAGAUGUGUCAUUAUCCAACCAGACCUUCAAGCUUCUUGUUGAUACGGGUAGCAGCGACACAUAUGUGAUGAAGACGGGCUAUCAAUGUAUCAGCCUGAAUAAUUCCGAAUUGCUCCAGGCCGAUUGUCUCUAUUCCUCCAAGACAUACAAUAUCUCCGAUACGUAUCGCGAAAUUCCGAAUGUGACGUUUGGUGUGCAGUAUGGGGCAGGAAUUGCAAGCGGUGUGAUGGCAUAUGAAGAUGUUUCUCUUGGUGGAAUCACUGUCAAAGGCCAGAAGGUUGGCAUCGCAAACCGCUCAAAUCCCAUGGGUGACGGCCUGAAUAGUGGUCUGCUUGGCUUGGGUUAUCCGUCCCUCACUUCGGCGCAUCCGGGAAGAAGUGUAGACAAUACCACAUACUUCUUCAAUAGGCUUGUCUAUAACCCAUUGUUCACGAACAUGUAUCAACAAGGUUUGGUGGAACCGUUCUUCAGCCUAGCAUUAGCUCGUACCCCUCAGAAUUCUUCUAACGGUUUCGGGGGCUAUCUCUCGCUCGGUGAGCUUCCGCCUGUUCCCCAUAGCCCAAACUUCGCUGCCGUUCCAGUUGAGAUUACAAAGAAUAUACCGUUGAGCUUCACGUCUGGCAAACGUGUUCGAUCAUACUGGAGCAUGACUGUUUCCGGUGUCAUAUAUGGUCCGUCUCGUGAAGGUGGUAAUGACCGACAUAAGAGUUUAUUAACGAUCAAUUCAACAUCAUUACAAGCCUUUGUUGAUAGCGGGAAUUUCUUCACUAUGUUACCUGCCGCUAUAGUUGAUCCUAUCAAUGCUUUAUUUUUCCCUCCCGCAAUCUAUAGCGAGUCACAAGGCGCAUACAUCGUCGAUUGCUCAGCUCAAGCCCCGACAUUUGGAAUUCAAAUAGGAAACCAGACCUUUUUCCACCGCGGCGCGGAUUUGAUCUAUCAAACCGCUGACGGUGUCUGUGUUUCGAGUCUAAUUAGUUCGGAGAGUGUCUCGCUCGACGGGGUACAGCUUAAUAUUCUUGGCGAUUCGUUUCUGAAGAACGUAGUCGCCGUGUUCGACUUUGGUAAGAACGAGAUGAGGUUUGCAAAACAACUAGAUGAACCCAUAGGAUAUUUCGCCUGGAAGAAUAGAUUCGGAAAAGAUGAUGCUAGCGAAAGGCUCACAUAA